Molecule: messenger RNA, 781 nt
Organism: Filobasidium floriforme
Lineage: Eukaryota; Fungi; Basidiomycota; Tremellomycetes; Filobasidiales; Filobasidiaceae
Product: mitochondrial ATP synthase g subunit-domain-containing protein
Exons: 3
Coding region: 57-530 (157 amino acids)
Biological process (GO): proton motive force-driven ATP synthesis
Molecular function (GO): proton transmembrane transporter activity
Source: RefSeq, a predicted model, not a curated record
CCUCUUCCCUGACCUAUCCUCUACCACCACCAUCCCUUAGAUCAAUCCCCUCCGCCAUGCGUGUCUCUGCCCGUCCUACCAUCGCCUCGUUCCGUCAGAUCAUCUCGCGUCGAUUCGCUUCGACCGAGGCUCAGAACCCCCAGGUCAAGGCCGCCGUCGAGUCGGCUACCAAGGCCUACGACAACGCUCUCGGAUCGGCCAAGAGGGUCGCUGGACCUAUCGGGGAGCGUGUAGGAAGCAUGAUGGGAGGCUACAAAGAUCCCAUCGUCUACAACUUCAAGGUCCUCGCCUCGCUCGCCCGUCAAGUCUACAUCGCCGAGAAGAUGGCACCCCCGACGAACCUCUCGGCGUACGUCAACUCGUACGCCAACAUCUGGUCCAACGCCGUCUCGCCCAACUUUUGGAAGGGGCUCGCUCAGAACGGACAGUGGGCCAAGGUUGGAGUCGUCGGCCUCGAGGCAUACGGUAUCUUCAAGAUCGGCGAGAUCAUCGGUCGAAGGAACCUCGUCGGGUACAAGUUGCAAGAGUAAACUCGGUCAUCACGGGUGUAUUCUUGAUAUGAAACAAAAUGAGGACAAAGGGGAAGAUAUGAGGAAGAGGAGGAGAGAUCGUCCCUGAUGGCGAUGGUGUAUGAUCAUAGUGACGGUGUUGGGGAAUUAUGCAUGGUCAGAAUCAGUACGAGGCCAGCGGCCUGGUCAGCACUUCGAGAGCAUAUUGCUGGGAGUGAGGCGAGAUAAUCAGGCGACGGCUAGUGGACCGUGGCGAAUGUCAGGUGCUUGCU